Hippopotamus amphibius kiboko is the source of this 1563-nucleotide messenger RNA. It is a transcript of the gene PTGDS, whose product is annotated as prostaglandin D2 synthase. The transcript is spliced from 7 exons. Lineage: Eukaryota; Metazoa; Chordata; Mammalia; Artiodactyla; Hippopotamidae. The coding region runs from base 72 to 647 and encodes 191 amino acids. Gene Ontology annotation, molecular function: small molecule binding. The record is from RefSeq and is a predicted model, not a curated record.
GGGGUCUCCCCGGCGGCCUCUGCGCCUCCUGCCCGCCUCGUUGCCUGCGCUGCCUGCCCGGCUCUGGGAGAAUGGCCACUCUGAACGUGCUGGGGACAGGGCUGGCCCUGCUGGGGGUCCUCGGGGCCCUGCAGAUCCCAACCCAGGCCCAGGCUGCGCUGCAGCCCAACUUCCAAGAGGACAAGUUCCUGGGGCGCUGGUUCACCUCGGGCCUUGCCUCCAACUCGAGCUGGUUCCUGGAGAAGAAGAAGGCGCUGUCCAUGUGCAAGUCAGUGGUGGCCCCCGCGACGGGCGGCGGCCUCAACCUCACGUCUACCUUCCUCAGGAAAGGCCAGUGUGAGACGCGGACUCUUCUGCUGCGCCCUGCGGGCCCCCCGGGCCGCUACAGCUACACCAGUCCCCACUGGGGCAGCAACCAUGAGGUGUCGGUGGUGGAGACCGACUACGAGGCCUAUGCCCUGCUCUACACCGAGAGCCUCCGUGGCCCGGGCCAGGACUUCAGCAUGGCCACGCUCUACAGCCGCACCCAGGCCCCCAAAGCUGAGGUCAAGGAGAAGUUCACCACCUUUGCCAAGGCCCAGGGCUUCACAGAGGAAGGCAUUGUGUUCCUGCCACAGACGGACAAGUGCGCGGAGGAAAGCACAUAGGUGACCCCGGCCCCCGGGACCCGGCCGUCCCGCCCUGCUCCACCUUCGCCUUCGCCGCCCCCGAGACCCCAGCGCCGGCUCCUUCACCACCGCCUCUGCCCCUCAGGCUUUGCCCCAGCCCCGAGAGUAAACGCGGGAAGCACGUCCGCAGCCUGGCCUCCGCCUGUCUGUCCUGCGGUCGUUGCCCCCGGGCCCGGCUCUGGCCAGCUGCCCGGGGACCUGACUGCCCCCCUCUUGCUUUGGGCCUGGGUCUCCCCUCCCCUCCCCUCCUGUAGAAUCUUGGAGGCUGGCUCUGCGUGACCCCCAGCCCUGGGGCGGGCCAGGGCCUGCCAGCUGUGCUCCCGGUGGGAGGAAGAGGCGGCUGUGUCGGAAGCCAGGACGGCUCAGGGGAACGGCCAGCACUCCGCUCGGGCCCCCACCUCACCACAGCCCCUCCAGCCACACUCCCUUCAGGCGCAGCUGUAGCUGAGCCGGUUCUGGCCAGGUGCCCACAGCCUGCCCCUCACCCCCCGGCCAGGAGCGGCCCAAGCCCCAGGGGAGGUUUUGAAGGCUUGGGAUUCGUGCACUCAGACUGGGCAGAGGUCAGGGUUCUGGAGACAUAGGAAGGUGGCUGGAGGGUCCGUGCCCCGCAGGCUGGGACAGACUGCCCGAGUGGGCUGGAGACAGGCCGCCCUCCCAUCUCCUGUGGCCGCCUAAGGAAGCCCCCGUGCCCCUCGCCUCUGGCCUGGUCCUCAAGGGCACAGCCCGGCCCACUAGCCAGGCCCGUGGCACCAAAGCUGGCCCAGAGCCCUGGCGUAGGGGCUCCCCUGCCCCCAGUCCCUCACCCCCUGCUACCCCUGGUUUUCCAUCCGACGAGGCCCUCCUGCUCACAAUGUCAGUGCCCACGGCAGCCUGCCCACCAGGCCCCACUCGGGCA